CGUAAUCUGCGGUCAAAUUAUAGGUUACCGACGUUUACAGCUGCCUUGUAUGGGUAUUCUUAAGUUUAAAAGGCGUGGAAUUGUUUGUUACAAUUUUUUUUUUAACUUAAGUACAUAAUUUUAACUCUUCCUUUUUAUUGAAAAAAAUCCAAUUUUAUUAAUAAUGUCUGACGAAGAAUUACCUGCCGGAUGGGAGAAACGACUCAGCAGAUCUACCGGACAACAUUACUAUUUAAAUACACAUACAAAAGAAAGUCAGUGGGAUAGACCUGAUAAACCUGCGGAACAAUCCGGAAAUGGUACCGACAGUGGCCCUGAUGAAGUUCAAUGUUCUCACCUUUUAGUCAAACAUUCGGGUUCUCGGAGACCUUCGUCCUGGAGAGAAGAAAAAAUCACCAGGUCUAAAGCCGAAGCUUUAGAACUAAUCAACUCUUAUAGAGAGCAGCUUGUGUCGGGAAAAGUAACAUUUUCCGAUCUCGCAACAAAAUACAGUGACUGCAGUUCAGCGAAACGGGGAGGCGACCUUGGACCUUUUGGACGAGGUGCAAUGCAAAAACCAUUUGAACAAGCAGCUUUUGCACUUAAAGUUGGCGAACUUUCUCAAGCCGUUAAUACAGAUAGUGGAAUUCAUUUAAUUCAACGAACCGCAUAAAAAAUUGUACGCUAUAAUAACAACAAUAACAUUAUUUAUGAGUAUUCAUUAUUAUAAAAACUCGUAAAUUUUUUUGCAAAAUACGCAAUCUUAAUAUCAAAUUUGUUUUGAAAGUUGCAUAAUAAUAUUUUACUUCUGACUUUUGCACAGUAAUAAUUCGAUUUUGUUUCGAUUAAUUAAUUAAUUUUUCAUUGAGAAUAUAUACACAAUUAUAAAUUAGAGUGCAUGUAAUUCUUCUCUUACGGAAUAUGAUUAAAUAUUUAACUUGAUUUUUUUUUUAAUUUUGAUAAGAGUUGUUUUUUGUAGCAAGAAUAAUAAAUCAAUUGAAAGUAA
Messenger RNA from Leptopilina heterotoma, 985 nucleotides. Its product is annotated as putative peptidyl-prolyl cis-trans isomerase dodo. The record is from RefSeq and is a predicted model, not a curated record. Lineage: Eukaryota; Metazoa; Arthropoda; Insecta; Hymenoptera; Figitidae. The transcript is spliced from 3 exons. Bases 164 to 652 code for a protein of 162 amino acids. Gene Ontology annotation, molecular function: protein binding; peptidyl-prolyl cis-trans isomerase activity. Gene Ontology annotation, cellular component: cytosol; nucleus.